This is a messenger RNA of Trifolium pratense (red clover), 1209 nucleotides long. Its product is annotated as GDSL esterase/lipase At5g45960-like. Gene Ontology annotation, molecular function: hydrolase activity, acting on ester bonds. The coding region runs from base 81 to 1193 and encodes 370 amino acids. NCBI's taxonomy places the organism in Eukaryota, Viridiplantae, Streptophyta, Magnoliopsida, Fabales, Fabaceae. The record is from RefSeq and is a predicted model, not a curated record. The transcript has 5 exons.
AAGAGCAAAUUGAGCAAUAUCAUCAUAUUUCUUGGCCUAUAAGUUCAAAAACUUCUCAAUUGAACUUGUUUCAACCAAGCAUGAAGAACUCUAAUAAGCACUUAUUAUUAUUUUCUUUUAUGCAAAUAAUUUUUAUUCUUUGCUUGCUAUAUUUCACAACAAAAGUUGAAGCUUUAAACAAAAAAGUCUCUGGCUUUUAUGUUUUUGGAGAUUCCACAGUAGACCCUGGAAACAAUAACUAUAUAAACACACCUUUCAAAGGAAAUUUUCCACCAUAUGGCAUAGAUUUCCCAAACAAUGUUCCUACUGGAAGAUUCUGCAAUGGAAAAUUAUCCACUGAUUUCAUUGCUUCUUAUGUAGGUGUGAAAAAAGAGCUUCUUCCAGCUUAUUUGGACCCAAGAAUUAUCACAAAUGUGGAAGAGCUUAUGACAGGAGUUAGUUUUGCUUCUGCUGGUUCUGGUUAUGACCCUCUUACAGUAUCAAUUGCUAAUGUAAUUCCAAUACCAAAACAGUUGGAAUAUUUCAGAGAAUGCAAAUUAAGGCUAGAAAGUGUGCUUGGUAAACAAGGAACUGAAAAUCAUAUCAAGAAGGCAGUGUUUUUCAUCAGUGCUGGUGUCAAUGAUUUUGGUCUUAAUUAUUUUACUCUGCCAAUAAGAAGAAAAAGUUUUACUCCCAUAGGCUACCAGCAGUUUGUGAUCCAACAUGUGAAAGAAUUUUUACAGGGUUUGUUGGCAGAAGGAGCUCAAAGAAUUGCAAUAACUGGAGUACCUCCAAUAGGGUGCCUACCCGUAAUGAUUACCUUGAAUUCCCCUAAUCCAUAUUUGCAACGUGAUUGUAUACAACAAUUUUCCUCCACAGCUAGAGACUACAAUCGUCUCCUUCAAAAUGAAUUACAAGCAAUGCAAUUGCAGCUCAAAUCAUCUAACUCAAGUGCUAAGAUCUUUUACAUUGACAUAUAUGAACCCCUAGACAACAUGAUUCAAUCACAUCAAAAAUUUGGAUUUGAAGAUAUUGAUAGUGGAUGUUGUGGAAGUGGAAUCAUUGAAGCAACAUAUUUGUGCAAUAAGUUUUCAAAUUUGUGCCCUGACCCAUCUAAGUAUAUGUUUUGGGAUUCAAUUCAUCCCACAGAGAAAGCAUACCACAACCUUUUCUUGGCUUUCCAACCCACCAUUGAUUUCAUCGUCAACAACUAGAAUCAUGAGUUCUUGG